Molecule: messenger RNA, 3272 nt
Organism: Anarrhichthys ocellatus (wolf-eel)
Lineage: Eukaryota; Metazoa; Chordata; Actinopteri; Perciformes; Anarhichadidae
Gene: polk
Product: polymerase (DNA directed) kappa
Exons: 15
Coding region: 148-2778 (876 amino acids)
Biological process (GO): error-prone translesion synthesis
Cellular component (GO): nucleus
Molecular function (GO): damaged DNA binding; DNA-directed DNA polymerase activity
Source: RefSeq, a predicted model, not a curated record
ACCGUCUUCGUUUUCAAAACAUGUACAGACAUAAACGUUGGACAGCUGAGCGAUCUUGAUUCGGUGUGAUUGAUCCAGCGCAGAGUGAAAAGAACAGAGGUGCCAAAAAAACCCGAUUGUUUUCCCAUUGAGGAUCCAUUCUUCAGGAUGGAGAAUGGGGUUUCAUCCACCAAAGGAGAGGGCUUCCUCUCCAGGAUGGCCCUCAAUGACAACAAGGCAGGCAUGGAGGGUCUUGACAGGGACAAGAUCAACAAAAUCAUCAUGGAGUCAUCCAAGGGAUCGAGGUUUUAUGAGAAUGAGGUGAAGAAAGAGCAGCAGGUGAACCACCGCAUUGAGAAGAUGAUGCUACAAAAGGCCCAGAUCACAGAACAGCAGUUACAGAAAGCACAAGCUCAGGUGGAGAGGAUGUCCGCCGAGCUUGAAAAGAGUCGUGAUCUCAGCCGUGUGAUUGUGCAUGUGGACAUGGACGCUUUCUACGCUGCUGUGGAGAUGAGAGACUGUCCUGAGCUGAAGGACAAGCCCAUGGCUGUAGGAUCCAUGAGCAUGCUGUCAACAUCUAACUACCAUGCCAGGAAGUAUGGGGUUCGAGCUGCCAUGCCUGGGUUCAUUGCAAAGAAACUCUGCCCCAACUUAGUUAUUGUUCCAACCAACUUUGCUAAAUACAGAGCUGUGAGUGAAGAGAUCCGGGAGGUUUUCGCACACUAUGACCCUCACUUCCAGCCCAUGAGCCUGGAUGAAGCCUAUCUGGAUUUUACAGACCACCUGGAACAGAGACGGAGCUGGCCAGAAUCCUCACGUACACAUCGCUUCCGCGCCAGCAGCGACGCUACAGGCAGUGAAGAGCAGAUUGAGCUUCCCCAGGUGGCAGUGCCAGAGGAAAAGGACCUCUCUCCGCUCCUGUUCGAGGACAGCCCGAGCACCUCUCCCUGCCUGUUGGACUCUGAAGGCGUCGGUGCUGCUGGUAGUGCAUUUGAGGUGUUUGGUACGUCCGUUGAGGAGGCCGUGAGAGAGAUGCGCUUCCGCAUUGAGCAGAAGACCACGCUCACUGCCAGUGCAGGAAUUGCUCCAAACACGAUGCUUGCCAAGGUGUGCAGUGACAAGAACAAGCCCAAUGGCCAAUACAGACUCCCCUCCACCAGAGAGGCAGUCAUGGACUUUGUCCAGAAUCUCCCAGUUCGCAAAGUGUCUGGCAUAGGGAAAGUGAGUGAGAAGAUGCUGAAUGCUCUUGGCGUCAGCAGCUGUUCUCAUCUUGGCCAGCAGAUGGAGCUGCUGCUGUUGUUGUUCUCGGAGACAGCCUGGCAUCAUCUCAUGCAGGUUUCCUUGGGUCUGGGCUCCACAUGUAUACCUAGGCAUGAAGAACGGAAAAGCAUGAGCACAGAAAGGACAUUCAAAGAACUGAGUAACGUUGAGGAGCAGUUGUCCUUUUGCAGGGAGCUCUGUGAAGACUUGGCAGAAGACAUGAAGAAAGAAGGUCUAAAGGGUAAAACGGUAACACUGAAGCUGAAGAACGUGAACUUUGAGGUAAAAAGCAGGGCGCUGACGCUGUCGUAUGCUGUUGCUACAGUGGAUGAGAUUUUUGCUGUUUCUAAGGACCUACUGAAAACGGAAAUCGACAAUGAAAGCCCCCAGCCUCUCAGACUGAGACUCAUGGGUGUAAGAAUAUCCGCUUUUGUCAGUUCGGAUGAUAAAAAGCCCCUGCAGAGGAGCAUCGUUGGCUUUCUAAAGCCAGGCAAGACAGACUCUAGUGGCUCUUCCCAAGGAAUGAAUCAAAAGCUUGAGAAAAAGAAUCUCUCCAAUCAAUCCUUCCAAACUGGGCCCCUUGCUUGUCUUCCGCUUGCGCAGAAGUGCCAGAGACAGGAUGAAGUACCCUGGGGGAGUAAGCAGAGGGGGUUCGAGGGGGGUCAGACUAGUGAGGAACCCAAACAGUCUUUCUUCCAACGGGCUCAUGCCAAACGACUGCAACUCCAGGCAGGGAAUGCAAGCACACAAAAGGAAGUACAUGGGGAGAAUGCUUCUGUGGUUGCUUCCACUGGCCCGUGUGCUGAAAAGGGUGUAGAGUCCUCAACAGAAGCGCACAAGAGUCACUGUACAGCCUCAGAUCCCUCAGAAAAGGACUUUGUUUCCCCCGUAGAGGCCCACGCAUCCACAUCAGGCUGUGGCGGCACAGUGUCGGAGAGCCUCACCUGUCCGGUGUGUUUCCGGCAGGUGGAGACCACUGAUUUGAAUGUCUUCAACAGACACAUAGACCAGUGUCUCAGUGAUGCCUCUAGAAAUCCAAGCCAAUGCACAAUAUCUGACACGGAGUCAGACCUGGACCUCAAGAAUGGCCAGAAGGAAUGUGAAGAGUUUGAGUCGAGCAGAGUUGAUCCUCAAGAAGACCAGCACAACUUGGAAAACGAUUCUCUUCAAACGGUUUUGUUGAUCAAUGGCGACAAUAGAACGGUCACCUCGGGACAGCCUCAGUCAUGUCAUGAUAAAGGCCCCGACCUCAUCUGCCCAGUAUGUCAGCUGACCCAGGACAGUGAUGACCUCACUAUCUUCAACCACCACGUUGACCUCUGCCUGAACCAGGAGGUCCUACAUGAGCUGGGGGGGCAGACAUCAUCGCCCAUGAAUCCACCUUCAGUGAUAAAUAGCAAGGCCAUAGACAGAAGCCGUCUCCUGCCAAUGCAAGCAACUAAAGGUAAAACCAAAAGACGGGACUCGCCUUCCUCUCCUCCUUCUAAAAAGGCUAAAUGCCUCGGUUCUCGCAACACCAUUGACAAGUUCUUCCGGUGACGGUCGUGCACGAAGAACGUCCAUCCUUGUCUGGAGGAACUGAGGAAGUUUCCUUCAGGAAAUGGAAAACACCUCUCCCCUCCCGCUCCACUGAGCAGUUUUAAAUUGCACACAAAGCCAUAUAAAAAAAGUCUUCAGAAAUCUGUAAUUUAUACAGUAUUUGCACUAAUAUGCCUUGUUUGGUUUUUUUAAGGCAGACACUAGAUGAGAAAUUAAAGAUGACAAAAGACAAAUUCUGGCAAACUGUGUGCCAGUUUUAUUUCUUGUUUCUGUUACUCACUGAAGAUAAGCGUAAUGUUUUUAUUUUACUGUAUGCGUACUGGAUCAUAGGAGUAUUUAUUAGACACUGAGGUGCCUGUGUGAGUUUUUUAAUUUAUCUUCAUGAAGUUAUUUUAUUCAGAUAUUUGCAGUAAUUUACAGUUGUAUUUAUUGUGUUUUCCAAUGAUAAUACUGUGUAUGUCUAAUAAUGAAGAUAAGAGAAUCCUUCUAUCGUG